Messenger RNA from Musa acuminata AAA Group (dessert banana), 1355 nucleotides. Its product is annotated as O-methyltransferase 1, chloroplastic-like. The transcript has 7 exons. Gene Ontology annotation, biological process: methylation. Gene Ontology annotation, molecular function: methyltransferase activity. The coding region runs from base 85 to 1086 and encodes 333 amino acids. The record is from RefSeq and is a predicted model, not a curated record. NCBI's taxonomy places the organism in Eukaryota, Viridiplantae, Streptophyta, Magnoliopsida, Zingiberales, Musaceae.
GCAACUCUGUAUCAUCAAAUUUUCGUGGCACAAAAUAUUAUACAGCAAAAGAUUCACGAAAAAGGAAGAGGAGAAGCAGGUGAAAUGGCCGCCUUAACGAGCCUAUGCCCGCCGGCGACUCCGAAGCCCUCCUCCGCCGUUCGAUCUACGCCUCCUGUGGUCUUCGCCGGUCGGAGGAAGUGGGCGGAAUCCCGGCGGAGGACCGGUGGAGUCGUCGCCUCCAGACUCGGGGCCGAUGCCUCCGACCCGCUGCUCCAGGCGGCUCUCCGUGCCGCUUCUCUUCGCUUCCAAGAGUCGCUCCGCCCAGAUCCUCUUUUUGUUGAUCCAUACUCCGGUUGCCUUCUUUCUCCUACUGUUAGCCAUGAGGAUUUGGAGGAUAAGUGUUUACCUUCUUUGCGCCACUAUAGGUGGACGACAAAAUAUGUUGAUGAUAAAUUGCUUGCUUUGCUGGGAACUAUGGAUGAGCUUAGUCAGAUUGUUUUGUUGACAGAUGGUAUGGACACACGUCCGUAUAGGCUGAGUUGGCCAUUUUCAUGUGUCAUAUUUGACAUCUCUCCCCAGAGUGUCUUCAAUGUGGCUUCUCAAAAACUAAAAGGUACAGGAGCUAAAAUUGGGAGAAACUGUAAUUUAGUUCAUGUUCCUCUAGAGUCGAUCGAUUUGCAGGCUGCCUUGUACAAGAAGGGUUUUAGUGGGAAUAAGCCAAGUUUAUGGGCCAUCCAGGGGCUGCCCAUAUCAACUUUGACAAGCUUGAAAGGUAUAUUAUCCCUUGUAAGCAGUUCAGCUAUGAAAGGAAGCAUUCUCAUGGGAGAAUUGCCAGACUUUUUGGCAGGGACUGAAUUUGAAACAAAGGAAAAGAGACAUCAGUGGACAGAUAAACUUUUUAUGAGCCAUGGCUUCCGAGUUAAUGUCGUUGGGUACGAUGAGAUUGCAAAAAACGUGGACUUAGAUGAGCCAUUUGAUGACACCAAAAAUAUAGUAUUUAGUGCUGAGCAGUUGCGAUUUUCUGAUGCUGAGAUGGAGUCAUGGAGGGCACAUCUGGAAAGGAUAGAGCAGGAAGGAGAUGAAGAAGGAUUUGAGGAAUUGUAGCUUUUUGAAGGAAUAAUGCCCUUGGAGCAACAAUUAGCAUUCAUUCACAUCAGUUAUAUUGGAGUUUGCCUGAACAUUUCUAUGUUCCAAAUAGCUAUUUAAUUUGACAUUUUGUCAAAUUAAUAUUUGAAGCUCACAAGACUCCCUUUGUGUUCUAGGUUUGUGGAGUGGCAAAGUCAGGUUAUUUGUGAUCUAUUUAUUGGUAGGGAAAGUAAUCUUUAUUUUGUCACGAAGAAUACAAUUAUUCCGCCUUGGCUACUUUCAUCGAA